ACCUCCCCACGCAACACACACGCACUCAACAAAGAGAAAUCUAGACACUCACAUCACCAACCACCAAUUAACUACUGCCAUUCUUUUUCCUCUAUCCUUACCACAAUUUCCUCACUCCUUUUCAUUUUAUAUUUUUCUCAUUCCCACCUCCUUCUCUUUAAUUUCUUGGUCAAGUUCAUUCGUUCGGCUCAGUCAACAUAACUAUAAUAAUUAUAACUCCUCUCUUUCUUUCUCAACUCUCACAACACAAGAAGAUGGCUUCUAUCUCACAGGGCCUUCUUCUCACCACUGCCAUGCUUCUCUCCACCACCCUGCUUUAUGUUGCUUUCUCCAGGCCUUCAUUUCAAAUUCACCACUCUAACAAACCCACCUUGCGCUCUUGCUUGUAUUCAGAGGAAAAGAAAAGGGAGAGAAAGAAGAAGAAAAAGAAGAAAGUGAAAUUUGCAGAUAGUGUGAAGGAUGGAAGAGAAAGGAAUGAGCAAAGAAGCAACUGCAGAAGACAAAGUGGUGGAAUGCCAUUGCCAGCAAACAGAAUGGCUUUGUAUAACGGGAUUCUGAGGGACCGAGUGCAUAGAAUGGAGUGCUCUUACUAAUUAAGGAUAAAACGUAGAACAUAGAACCCUGUUCUGUUCUGUUACGUACGUGCUGUAGUGUACAUUUGUGUUAGGACUGAGCUGAUCAAGCUCUCUCAUUCUCUCUCUCUCUCUCUCUCUGAAUUUUCAAAUAUAAUUUUGUGUUGGCUGUUAAUACUUCUUACAAUGCAAAAAAAAAAUGAAAAAGAAAAGAUAUAUGUGGUAUUCUUGUGGUUGUAGAUACGUACUGGAUUUUGUCCAACUCCUUAAUAUGAAAUAUUGGGCAAAGUUUUGUUUUC
Glycine soja is the source of this 871-nucleotide messenger RNA. RefSeq lists its product as uncharacterized. The record is from RefSeq and is a predicted model, not a curated record. The transcript is spliced from 2 exons. Lineage: Eukaryota; Viridiplantae; Streptophyta; Magnoliopsida; Fabales; Fabaceae. The coding region runs from base 255 to 593 and encodes 112 amino acids.